AUGUCGAUCCGAACAUUUCGUUAUAUUAUACUAAACCUGAUUUUAAUAUUCCAAUUAUCCACUUGCGUAGCAAAGAACACCGAAAAUGAUAACACCCCAGUUCAGGAAGUAAUAUACUCAAAUUCCAUUCGAGCCCUGUCUGAACUUCGCGAGAUUGAGAAUUCCUAUAUGGAGCAUUUGUAUAACUAUGUUAGCUCUCUACGACAAAAAAUCCAAACUCUCAGAACCUUUAUUAACUGUAUAACUCAGGAAAAUCUUCACCACAAAUUGGAUCAAUAUAAAUAUGUGUCCAAUCCCCUAAAUUCAUUUGGACUUUUAAGGCGAGCUCAUCAAGAUUGGCCAAAGUUGACUUCGUACUUAAGAGACCAAGGAAAUUUUAUAGUUGAUCUCGAGGAAAUGAGUAAGUUUGUCAAUCGUACACCCAACGCACAUGAUAUGGAAGAAUCCCUAUUGGGGAUGGAUAGAAUAGAGCACUUCUACAACCUGAAGUCAUCGGAUAUGGCCCAGGGUCUUGUUGCAGGUCAAAAGCUAGGGUCGCGAAUGUCGGCACCUGACUGCAUGGCUUUAGCAGAUUACUUGUACAAACGAUCAGAAUUCGAACGUGCUGCUGAAUGGUAUCGUCUGGCUUUUAGUGUAUUCAACAAACCAAAAAAUAAUAUGGCCCUAAAAUUGUAUGCGCCAAAACGGGAAGAGCUCCAAAAAAUGUUCGUGAUAAGUCGGCUUCAAGAAGGUUCCGUUGACAACUUAAGUGACUAUCUAAAGGAACUAUCUCAAGACCCGGGGACUUCAUUGGUGCACUUAGGACCACGGAAAUCGCCCACUGCAAUUGAACAGGGCUGCCGGGGAAACUUUCCACCACAUCCUCAACUGGUGUGUCGCUACAACAGCACCACCACUCCAUUUAUGCGAAUAGCUCCUCUGAAGGAGGAGGAGAUCAGCAAAGAACCACUUAUCUGGCUGUAUCACGACGUGAUCUAUGACAGUGAGAUCGCUCAAUUGACGAAUUUAACCCGCGAAGAGAUGAUUUUGGGCACAACUAAUAACUAUACGACUCCAGAUCGGGUUAAUCGCCUCUUCCACGUCAAAGUCACCAACGACGAUGGCGGCCAGUUGGACAGGACGUUGGUGAACCGUAUGGCGGACAUAUCGGGGCUCGAUAUGGGCAAUACCACCUCCUUGGCCAGAAUCAAUUAUGGACUUGGUGGUUAUUUCCAAGAACACAGUGACUACGUGGACAUUAAGCUCCAUCCGGAACUGAUUGAGGAGGGAGAUCGCCUAAUGACAUUCUUGUUCUACAUUAGCGAUGUUCCAGUGGGUGGUGCCACAAUAUUUCCCGCUGCCAAGCUGGCUAUCCAGCCGAAGAAGGGAUCCGCCCUCUUUUGGUACAAUCUCCACAAUAAUGGUGACCCAAAUCCGUUGACCAGGCACGCUGUUUGCCCCACAAUCGUGGGCAGUCGAUGGGUACUAGUCAAGAGCAUGUUGAACUACGAGCAGAUGUUCAAGAAGCCCUGCUACAAGUAAACAAUUAAAACAAUUAUAAUUUCUACAUCUACACAUAUUGAUUGAUGUUUUAAUUGAUGUUUUAAAAUACAAAUGAUAGUGUUAUACGCUUAUGUUAUAUCUUAAGUGGCAUUAACUGUAAUGAGCUGGACCUUUAAUAUAAUU
Drosophila santomea is the source of this 1665-nucleotide messenger RNA. RefSeq names its product prolyl 4-hydroxylase subunit alpha-1. Gene Ontology annotation, cellular component: endoplasmic reticulum. Gene Ontology annotation, molecular function: procollagen-proline 4-dioxygenase activity; protein binding; L-ascorbic acid binding. Gene Ontology annotation, biological process: peptidyl-proline hydroxylation to 4-hydroxy-L-proline. The transcript is spliced from 8 exons. The coding region runs from base 1 to 1521 and encodes 506 amino acids. The record is from RefSeq and is a predicted model, not a curated record. Lineage: Eukaryota; Metazoa; Arthropoda; Insecta; Diptera; Drosophilidae.